AUGUCACAAGAACUUAAUAACUCUAAAAAAGUAAAGGUUUCACCAUCAUUGAAAAUCCAAUUACGUUCCCCAGACGCGAAAGCCCCAACAAAAGGUUCAAUAUAUGCAGCUGGCUAUGAUAUAUAUGCUUCUCAGCCAACCAUAAUUAAGGCUAGAGGUCGCGGUAUGGUGAGUACUGAUGUAUCAUUUACUGUUCCAUUGGGUACUUAUGGUAGGAUUGCACCACGUUCAGGAUUGGCUGUUAAGAAUGGUAUUUCCACUGGAGCUGGGGUAGUAGAUAGAGAUUAUACUGGUGAGGUUAAGGUUGUAUUGUUCAAUCAUUCUGAUGUUGAUUUUGAAGUUAAAAAAGGUGAUCGUGUUGCUCAACUGAUUUUGGAAAGAAUUGUUGAAAAUGCUGAAGUGGUUAUUGUAGAAAACUUGGAACAAAGCAAUAGAGGCGAAGGUGGGUUUGGUAGCACAGGUGUAUAG
Messenger RNA from Saccharomycodes ludwigii, 468 nucleotides. RefSeq names its product bifunctional dITP/dUTP diphosphatase (gene DUT1). Lineage: Eukaryota; Fungi; Ascomycota; Saccharomycetes; Saccharomycodales; Saccharomycodaceae. The record is from RefSeq and is a predicted model, not a curated record. The transcript has a single exon. Bases 1 to 468 code for a protein of 155 amino acids. Gene Ontology annotation, biological process: dUTP catabolic process; dUMP biosynthetic process. Gene Ontology annotation, molecular function: magnesium ion binding; dUTP diphosphatase activity.